AUGGCAGACAACAUAAUGAAAUCAUCUCAAGAAAAGAAGUUUGAUGCUAAUCUACCUUUACCACCUCCCCCCGAAUCUGCACAUCAUACAGUAAUGGUAACUGGUGCACAAGAUCAAGGCUACCUGCCUCCACCACCACCAAAAGAGUCAUUUUCCAAGUUCUAUGAGCAGCGGCAAGUGAAUGAGCUAAAAAGACUUUAUCGCCAUAUGCAUCCAGAGUUGAGGAAAAACUUAGAACAUGCUGUAACCCGAGACAUUAAUGAAUUAUUAAGCACAGAUGAGCCUAACCAACCAGCUUCAGUCAAUCUGGAUGCAGGAUUGCCAGUAGAGGUGCAAUCCAUGCGUUGGAUCUUUGAAAACUGGAAGCUGGAUACUAUCGGAGAACAUCAACGUAAUCGGAAAUUGACUGAAGAAGAGGAUGUACUUGGUGGAAAUGUCAGAAAUACAUCUCUGAUGUUUCAAGGUCAGACAUGUGUAGAUGAUAAGAGGUCCUCUGCUGUCAUACUUGGAACAGAUCAAAGAAAAGGUGAUGUGAAGACAGCCUUGUGGCUGUUUGAAACCCAGCCACUUGAUUCAUUGAACAAAAUAUAUCCCGAGGGUACAGAGGUUCAAGAGGCUGUCUUAAAAGACACAGUCGAAAAAGGUGAUGUGAAGGGCACCAAAAUGCUUUUUGAGACGCAAUCUCUAGAUGAAGUAGGCCGCUGCAACUCUGUAGAAGAAAACAGUAUCCUUCAGCUCAAAUCUGAAAUACAGGAGAUGAAGGGAGAUGUAAACAAAACUAUUAAACUGUUCCAGACUGAGCCUCUCUGCGCAAUCAGAGACAAAACAGGAAAUAUACAUGAAAUUAAAUCUGUUUGUAGAGAGGAAACACAGAGCAACAAUGUAAACACAGCAAGAUGGCUGUUUGAAACCCAACCAUUGGACAGUAUUCACAAGGAUACCUCUAAAGUGCAGAUUAUCAGAGGGAUUUCCUUGGAGGAGAUUGCGAAGGGUGGAGUGAAUGCAACAAAGUGGGUAUUUGAAACGCAACCCUUGGACACAAUAAAAGAGCACAUAGAAGAAGGAGUAUUUCAGGCAUCUGGAGACACAAUCCAAGAAGGGGAUAUCUCAAAGCACUGCAAUGUAUUUGAGCAGGAAUAUCUGGACUCCAUAAAUGGCAACGCUGACAUUAAAACUGCAACCAGAGAAGAAAUUGUUGCUGGCGAUGUGAAGUCUACAUUAUGGUUAUUUGAAACACAACCAAUGGAGACAAUCAAAGGAAGCUUGGAAGUUGGCCAGAUGAAAAAGGUUGAACUGUCAAGUGAAGAAAAGGGAGAUGUCAAACAAAGGAAACAUGUUUUUGAGACGUGUUCACUGGACAAAAUUUCUAACAAAGAAGAAUCUAGUGAACAGACUGAAGAAGACACAAAAGAUAUCGUUAAAGGGGAAGUGAAGUCAUUUAAAAAUCUUUUUGAAACACUUCCCCUGGAUAGCAUUAAAUCCACUCAGAGUGUUCAAGUCUCUAAUGAGGAAGAUAUAAGAGCAGGAAAUGUAAAGGCAACUCAGGCACUGUUUGAAAAUACACCACUGUAUGCUAUUGAAGACAGUUUAGGCAAUUAUCAUGAAGUUACAUCUGUCAGUCGGGAGCAAAUAGUAAGUGGUGAUGUUAAAAAUUACAAAUGGAUGUUUGAAACAAAACCACUGGAUCAAUUUAAUGACGGCACCCAAAAAGUUGACCUAAUUAAAGGUAUCACUAAGCAAGAGAUUGUGUCAGGUGAUGUAGGAACGGCCCGGUGGCUCUUUGAAACUCAGCCUGUUGAUGUCUUUUCAAAAGAUGAGCAAUGUGCUACCCAGAAAGAAGUCUUACAGAAAGGUGAUGUGAAGAAAUGCAGAUGGCUUUUUGAAACCCAACCCAUUGAUAUUUUGUACGAUAAAUCAGAGAAACCACAAAAGGAAGCUUUAGUUCAGGGUGAUGUUAAAUCCUACACUUGGAUGUUUGAAACGCAACCUUUAGAUUCCAUAAAAGACUCAGAAGAACAUUACAUUAAAGUGAGCAGUGCUUCUCAAAGUGAUUUAGAAUGUGUCAAUGUAAAAACAACCAAACAUUUGUUUGAGACUGAACCUUUAGACAGUAUUUCCGCUUCUAGGGAGUUCCCAAAAAUGAUUAGGUAUGCAAGUCGUGUUGAAAUCCAAACAGGUGAAGUUUCUAGAGUGAAGGAGAUUUUCGAAACAAUGCCACCUGAACAAGUUCCUUUAUGCAAAACAGAUAUUCCCACAGAAGAAAAUAUACAGGUUGGCUCUGUAAACAAAUUCACCUGGCUUUUCGAAAAUUGCCCAAUGGAUUCUAUACAAGACAACAAAAAUAGUUUUCAAGAACUGCCCCCUGAGAAAGAUACCCAAGGGGGUGAUGUUGGAGGGAAAAAAUUCAUCUUUGAAACCUUUUCUUUAGAUCAGAUCCAUCAGGAGUUUGAUGAGAAGGAAGUAAGUAAAGUGCAAGAAACUCUUACCAAAGCAGAUGUAAAAUCCUGUACCAUGCUUUUUGAAACCAAGCCACUAUAUGCUAUACAAGACAAAAGUGGUGAUUACCAUGAGGUGACAUCAGUAAAAAAAGAAGAGAUCCACAAAGGAGAUGUGAGAGGUGCAAAAUGGCUGUUUGAAACCAAACCUUUUGACAGGAUCAAUAAAGAUGAGGAGGUAUUUAUUAUCAGAGCUGUGACACAAGAAGAUAUUGAGAAGGGCUGUGUAAAGGCUGCACGAUGGAGAUUUGAGACAGAACCACUUGAUACCAUCACUGAUAUUGCAAAGCAUGCUGUAAGGACCGUUGAUGACAUUCAAAAAGGUGAUGUUCAAGUAAAUAAACAGCUUUUUGAAACAGAACAAGUGAGCCAGAAGAAGUAUGUCCGACUGGUUAGUGUUAGUGAUGUUCAGAAAGGAAAUGUCAGAACUUCUACAUGGCUCUUUGAAAACCAGCCUAUUGAUACCCUGAAGGGGGAAGAUCAAGAACAUCAGGGUAUAAUUAAAGUGCAAAGAGAAGAUAGCCAAAAGGGUGAUGUCAAGAGAUGCACUUGGUUAUUUGAGUCUCAACCUCUAGAUAGCCUGAAAGAUAUGGAAGAUACAGUUACUCCUCAGACCAUGGAAGUUAUUCCAAAAGCUAAUGUAAAAAGUACCACAUGGCUAUUUGAAAGUACGCCUAUUGACAAAAUUGACUUAAAAUAUUCAACUAGUACUCAACAAAGUGAAAUAAACAUAAAAGAUAGCCUUGAUGCAUUUCUUUCCUGCAAAAUCAUUCAAAAUAAAGGAAUUGUCAUAGAAAACAUCCACGGUGGGAAUGUGAAAAUGAUAAAAUAUCAGUUAUCAACACAAACUAAAGUGGAUAUCCAAAAAGAAGAAACUGUUGGGGGUAACCUUCAAAGGAUACUCUUACAGUUACUCCACAGAACUGAUGUUGAACCCCAUGGGCUCCUAGUUGAGGAAACCGAUAGCAGGCAUCUACAAAUUACCAAGUUAAAUAUGUUAAAUACAAUUCAGUCAAAAGAAGAAGACACAGCAUCUGUUAAAGAUGAUGUAGCUAAAGCCCUAAACAUAUUGCGCAAUGAAAAUGACUCUUACAAAACUGGCAUUAUAAUGGAAGAAUCAGAAAGGGGAUCUGUAAAAAUUAUCAUCUACUCUCUUUCAUCACAUUGUAAUUUUAAUAAGGCUGGUGAGGUUGUUGCGAAAGGGGAUGUCAAAUCCACUAUCGGUUCUCAACUUCUUUGUGGUCAGGACAGCAAACCAAAGCUUUCAGUGACACAUGAGCAAAAUGAGAAAGGAAGUGUUCAGUUAUACACAAGCUGUAUUGAGAAAGGUGAUCUGGGGUACUUAAAAAGUCUUCAAGCUGAGUCAGAAAUAGAUGCUCUUACAUUAUCUCAGAAAGAUUCCGUUAACCAAGAAACAACUUCCACUGAGCAACAAGGUACAGCAGUACAAAAAGAUAAUCAAAGCACCAGAAAUCCAGAAUGUGUAUAUAUUGCACCCACCCCUGUAUUCUAUGCUGUACAACCUCAGCAACAAUUGCAAAAAUGCAGAACAGUAGAUACUACUGAAGCUACUAACAACCAAAAGGCUACAACAGGGUGCAAACUAGAGAAACAAGACAUCACUCUGAAUAAUUCAAGAAAAAUCAGCUCUAUAGUGCAGAAAUCAACAGCCAUGGGGAAGGCUUGUGGAGAUAAGACUGAUCUUCAAGCUGCAUUGUUGGAUUUGCGCCAAGUUACGGCUGAAGCUACAAGUAUUCAAAAACAAGUUCAAUGCAAGAUUCAGAAAACCAACCAAGAAGUUCAACUUACAAAGCAGGAUGAAAAUACGGUUAAACCUGUUCAAGCAACAUUGCAUCAAGAAUGUGCAUCUGCAAAGCAUAUCAUAAGUGUAACAACUAAAGCUCAAGAAACACGGACAUCUUAUGCAAGUCUUCAGAAAUCUACCACCUCCACAAAAAAGGUCAGUGUUUCUCAGGAGGAGGAGGAGAAAGAGGCUGCACAGAGGAGUAGAGAGAUCUCUGUUGCAGGAGAUAACAGUUUUACAGAUAAUUCUGAGUCACCCAAACAAGUAAAAAAUUAUUUAAAUCCCUUUAUUGAUGAUGAAUAUACAACACAAUUAGAGCAAGAGGAAAGAGACCAAGAAAUUGUUAGAGGAGAUGUAAAGGCAGCAAUCAGAGCAUUACAGAAUGCUUCAACAGAACAAAAAGUAACAGAAAAGGAAGAAGUUGUAAAAGGUAAUUUAACAUCUGCCCUUCAGUCCCUCCAAAAAUCUAAUGUUAAUGUAUCAAAGGGUGACUUUAAAGCAGCUAUGAUAUACAGAAAUGCAGGCCAGUCUUAUGCUACUAGAAAAAAAAAGGACAAUGAACAGCAAAUUAAAAAUGAAACGUUCACUAAGUCAGUACAACCCUCUGACAUUGACUCUCCUCCUUCUUCAGCUGCUGUAACUGGACAAGAGAAGUGCCAACCAUCUAAUACAAGUAAUGCUGAUUCAACAAAAGAUGACUCUGAAAAGAUGAAUGAUCCAGUACCGAAGUUUCCUGGUCCUAUUACCCAAAAGGCAAGUGAAAACACAUCUGACAAGAAUGCGAAAACCUUUGAGGCAACACAAAGAAAAAAACCAGUGCCACCACCAAAGCCAAAACAUCUUCUCCCAGGUAAAUGCCCCCCUCCUCGUUACAGAGCUAAGGCUCCCAUGACUUCAACACCAGCUUCAUCUCCACCACCUACUAUUCCAACUGGUAACUGUUCCACAAUUUUAACAUGUCCAGGCAAUGAGUCCAAACAGGAAAAUGAGGUAUCCAAAAAAGAAAUAUUUUCCCACAAUACAGAUUUGAAAUUCAAUGAAAGGCAUAGAAUUACGACCAAAAGCCAAAUCUUUGAGGAUGAAUGUACAUCAAUGCCAAAAACUACAUUAGUCAGCAAUGAAAAAGCUUGUACAGCAGUACCAGGACAGUUAGAACCCAUUUCAGAAGAUAAAUCCACAAUCCACAAACCUAUAGAGAAUAAAGAUAAAGCACCAGACAAGACAAGUAUCACACUAACAGAAUCAAAAGACUGUUGUAAUCACAGUGAUACCAAAGGCGUUGUAAUGAGGGUAAAGAAAAGAAAAGAAACAGAAGAUGAAAAGCGCAAACGAUUAUCUAUCCAUAUGGAUGAAAUUAUGAAGGAUAAUGUCAAAGCAGCAACAGACAUUUUUGAAAACUUGAGAAAGCAAGAUGAACUUGAGAUGAUUUUGAAAAAAGUUGAAGAAUUGGAAGAAGAGACCAGUAAUGUAGAUGUGACGUCCGUAAGGGGUUUAUUUGAGACUGUUCCAGAUUGGAUCGCAAGCAGUAAAGAAAGAGCAACCCCACUUCUGAAGCAACAAGAAGGGCGCAAAGAUGAAAGCUUUGAAAUGCUAAAGGAUGAUACAGAAAGUGUCUCAUCAGUGGAACUUGCCUUUGAGGAUCUUGAAAGGGCAAGUGUUGAAAUUAAGUAUUUAAAAGAACAGACAUUAGCAAGGCUACUAGAUAUUGAGGAAACAGUUAAGAAGGCGCUAUAUUCUGUUUCAAGUUUAAAAUCAGAGUCUGACAUCGCAAGUCUUUCAAGCCUUUUCCGAGAAUCUCUUGAAACUUCAUCAAGUACAACCAACAAUAUUCGAAAAAUCAGCAUUGUUUCUAGUAAGUCAAAACCAGAAAAGACCACACAAUCAUUUGGACAAAAAUAUGUAGAUGCUGUGAACAGUCAAGAAGUAACGGAAAAUAAGAAAAGAGAGCUGGAGGUGAAUGCUGUUCCAAGUCGUCUGUCUCCUACAUCCCCAUCAUUUAUUAGCAUAGAAUCUACAGCCAGAAAGUCAUUGCAACAAAAUGGAAACUGUUCAUCCUCAACAACAAUUUCAAACAAAAAUGGUCAAGACUGCACAGACCCCUUUGUUCAGUUGAGUAUUUCAAAUGACAAUGGUCAAUGUCCCUCAGCUAGCCAUCUUGGCAUUCCAGCAGUUUAUGAGCCAAAUGCCAAAGUGAACAUUAACACACCAUCAAGUCCUGGCUCUCAACGCCAAAAAAGUGUUCUGGAAUUGAAAACUGGACCAGAAGGACCUAAAGUAAUUGGAACAACAAUAGUGACAGAAAAAUAUGAAGAAUCUGAUCAAUUUGGCAACAAAAUUAUAAGGUCUAAGACAUCUACAACAGUAACUAAACAAUCAGACGCACAGACUUCUUCGACGUAUGAAGUAGUAUCAGCUACUCCCCGGUAUGAGGUGACUGCCUCUCCUCUUCUUAGAAGGCAUGUAACGCCACCAGUGGAAAAUUCCAACAGCCAAGGAAAUGACACAGGUGUUGUGUUUGUUACUUUUGCCAACUCAAAACCAGCCAAAAAAUAAGACUUUAUUGGAGAGCCCAAGAACACAUUCUAAUUUUAUUCUGAACUGCUCUAGUCAUGAUAUACAAGACUGCAAUGGAUUGUAAUACCUUGUAAAUGUUAACUAAA
Messenger RNA from Nanorana parkeri, 6959 nucleotides. Its product is annotated as xin actin-binding repeat-containing protein 1-like. Gene Ontology annotation, molecular function: actin filament binding. The record is from RefSeq and is a predicted model, not a curated record. Lineage: Eukaryota; Metazoa; Chordata; Amphibia; Anura; Dicroglossidae. The transcript has 3 exons. Bases 1 to 6852 code for a protein of 2283 amino acids. Gene Ontology annotation, biological process: actin cytoskeleton organization; actin filament organization. Gene Ontology annotation, cellular component: stress fiber; focal adhesion.